AUGUUGAAACGAGCCAUUGGUCUCAUAUGGAAAAACGAGGGUCCCUACGAGAACUGGACGAGACGCCAGUUAUUAGACCGCAUUAAGGAAUUGGAAUCCAUGACUAGUGAGUCCACAAGUGUUGAAACCACCAAGAAGAAUCACACAUCUAAUGAACCCCCGGCCAAGAAACCAAAACGCAAGUUUGACUUUUCGGGCCAUUCGAAACGGUUUAUUGCUCUUAGAUUCGCAUACGCUGGCUGGAACUACAACGGGUUGGCGUUCCAGAACGAACCUACACCUUUGCCUACAGUAGAACAAGAAAUCUUGGAAGCACUCACGAAAGCUCGUCUCAUUACUGAACCUGAUCCUUUAGUGUGCAAUUUUUCCCGCUGUGGCAGAACCGACAAAGGAGUCAGUGCCAUGAACCAAGUGAUUAGUCUCGAAGUCCGCAGUGGCUUAACAGAAGAACAGAGAUCACAGCCAGGAGCAGACCAAAAGGAGAUUCCCUACAUUACUAUACUCAACUCAUUACUUCCACCAUCCAUUCGAAUUACAGGUAUAUGCUUAAAUCCUCCGCCAGGAUUCGAUGCUCGGUUUUCCUGUUCCUAUCGUCACUACCGUUAUAUAUUCCGCCGGUAUGACUUGGAUCUUGAAGCCAUGACCGAGGCUGCAAAAAAGUACGAAGGUGAACAUGAUUUCCGUAACUUUUGCAAGAUUGACGGAUCAAAGCAAAUCACCAAUUAUGGCCGCACCAUCUUGAGUGCCAAUAUUAUGCCUUUAAAAGACGACUACUAUGUUUUCGAUCUUAAAGGAACCGCUUUCUUGUGGCAUCAAGUGCGGUGCAUGAUGGGCAUUCUCUUCCUCGUGGGUCGCAAGCUCGAAAAGCCAUCAUUGGUGGAUGAACUUUUGAAUGUGGACGUCAACCCUAACAAGCCCAAUUAUGAUAUGGCCAAUGAUGUGCCUCUUGUGUUGUACGACUGUGUGUUUCCCGAUAUAGAGUGGACCGCAGCAACGGAUACGGCAGGUGCUGAAUCGAAAAUACUCAAAGAAAGAGCACUCAUGCGCCAGCAAGUAUUAGACCAUUCCAUCAAAGCUCAAAUAAUAGGCAUGCUUGAAGAUGUGUUUGUGGGGGAUAAUUCUCGAAUGCAGGGGUUGACCAAAGGUGGAGGUAUCAUAGAUAUUGGUGACGGAAAGGGUCGUAAUUUCAAGAAGUAUACGCCCGUUAUGCAACGUGAUCGAACCGAUCUGUUUGAGGUGAUCAAUGCGAGGUGGUUGGCAAAGGGAAAGAAGAAGUCGGAUUUGAAGACCGAAUAA
Meyerozyma guilliermondii ATCC 6260 is the source of this 1296-nucleotide messenger RNA. Its product is annotated as pseudouridine synthase. The transcript has a single exon. Gene Ontology annotation, biological process: tRNA pseudouridine synthesis; mRNA pseudouridine synthesis. The record is from RefSeq and is a predicted model, not a curated record. The coding region runs from base 1 to 1296 and encodes 431 amino acids. Gene Ontology annotation, molecular function: pseudouridine synthase activity; RNA binding. NCBI's taxonomy places the organism in Eukaryota, Fungi, Ascomycota, Pichiomycetes, Serinales, Debaryomycetaceae. Gene Ontology annotation, cellular component: nucleus; cytoplasm.